Suillus clintonianus is the source of this 979-nucleotide messenger RNA. Its product is annotated as pyridoxamine 5'-phosphate oxidase. The record is from RefSeq and is a predicted model, not a curated record. The transcript is spliced from 2 exons. Lineage: Eukaryota; Fungi; Basidiomycota; Agaricomycetes; Boletales; Suillaceae. Bases 73 to 900 code for a protein of 275 amino acids. Gene Ontology annotation, biological process: pyridoxine biosynthetic process. Gene Ontology annotation, molecular function: FMN binding; pyridoxamine phosphate oxidase activity.
CACCAAUGAAUUGAAUCCCCGAAGCGAUCAGCCGGCAACUUCACUUUAUCCUUGACGACGUUAGUCAAGUUCAUGCUCUUACUAACCCGUACCAUCACCUCCAUCAUACCUCGCACAUUUAUCCUGACGGCAUCAUCGCCUUCUUUUUGUGCCCCUUCAUUGACUUCGAUCCGCAGUAGCUUCUAUCGAUCAUUCAUGUCCUCAGUCUCCGUUACAGAAUCAGCAGAUUGCCUCCAAGUCCAAGGACACGUUCAAUAUGAUACCCCAGAUCAUAUAACCCCGUCAAAUGUCCACACAUCUCCCCUAGAGCAAUUUCACAUCUGGUUCAACGAAGCCCUCAAAGCCAAUGUCCGCGAACCAGAUGCCAUCUCUCUCUCUACAGCGACGGCGUCUGGCAUACCUUCUUCGCGCAUGGUGCUCUUCAAACAACUAGACAAGCGGGGCUUUGUCUUCUAUACUAACUAUACUUCUCGCAAGUCUCGAGAAAUGGAAGAGAACCCUCAAGCUGCCCUGCUUUUCUUCUGGCGUGAGAUGUCCAGGCAGGUCAGGGUGCUUGGUAGGGUCGAGAAGAUGUCGAAAGAGGAGAGCGAAGAGUACUUUAAGUCCCGCCCUGUCGGCACCCGAUUGGGUGCGUGGGCAAGCCAUCAGAGCAGUGUGAUCGGGGAAGAAGACCUGCCCAACCGAUUGGCGGAGGUUCAGGAACGAUUUGGAGUACAGGCAUCCGACAAAGAAGGCGAUGUCCCAUUGCCUGACUUCUGGGGUGGAUGGAGGGUUAUCCCGAGCGAAGUAGAAUUUUGGCUCGGAAAACCAUCACGGCUUCAUGACCGUGUCCGAUAUCUUCGUGUGGAAGGUUCACCCGAUGAUCAACCGCGGUGGACGAUAGAUAGAUUAUCCCCGUAAUCUGCAGCAUUGUGGAUAAUAGCCCGGACCGAUACCACUCGUGUGGGCAGCACAUGAAUUCAUCCACAGUUCCAAAUUU